Molecule: messenger RNA, 663 nt
Organism: Camponotus floridanus (Florida carpenter ant)
Lineage: Eukaryota; Metazoa; Arthropoda; Insecta; Hymenoptera; Formicidae
Product: puromycin-sensitive aminopeptidase-like
Exons: 2
Coding region: 1-663 (220 amino acids)
Biological process (GO): proteolysis; peptide catabolic process
Cellular component (GO): cytoplasm
Molecular function (GO): zinc ion binding; metalloaminopeptidase activity; peptide binding
Source: RefSeq, a predicted model, not a curated record
AUGGACUUAACACAAUUAUGUAGUAAAAAGGCCUAUGGAUUUAACUCAACAAAUUAUGAAAAAGAAAAUGUUGUCAUGCUCGACUUUUACGAGGUUUUGUUACCUGGUGUAUAUCUUUUGAGAAUGGAUUUAAUUAAUAAUAAUUUCACAACAAACUCUUCCGAAAUUUCGUUCAUAAAGGAAGGAGAAGAUAUGUGGUUAAUGGCAACAGAUAUUCAAACAAAAAAACAGCAAAUAUUUCCGUAUUGGAACAAUCCAGAAUUGAGAAUUAGUUUCGAUAUUUCUAUAAACCAUCAUCGACAACACACAGUUUUGUCAAAUAUGCCGAUACAAGUAUCUAAACCGGAGCCUAAUAAUAUGACAUCGACAUAUUUUCACACGACUCCUUUGAUCUCCAUGGAUAGUGUAGCAUUAGUAGUAACUAGUUAUCAUCGGAUCAAUAAUGUGACUAACAAUAAAACUGUUAGCAUGUUGUACAGACCGCAAUUGAAAUCGCAAAUGGAAUUUGCGCUGUAUAUUGUUGAAAAUAUUACUAGAUACUUACAAAAUAAUUCGAUAUGUGAAAAGACUUAUGUUUUGUUUGAAAAGAAAGUGGAUCAUGUAGCAAUCUUGGAUUUAAAAGAUCAAGUCAAACAGAAAUUGGGAUUUGUUUUUUACAGGUAA